AUGGUGGCCUCAGCCAUGUUUCCUCCUCUGGUCCAGUUCUCCUGGAAAAGACAGAAGAAGAACGGCGGAGAAGCGGAGGAGCUGCCCCCUGCUGAGGGAGAGCAGCUGGAGCUCAGAGAGUCGGGACGGACAACUUCUGUUUUAGUAGAUUAUACAGAUGAUCUCUACACGUACAGAUACAGCUGCUAUGUCAAGCAUGAGGGGGAACAUGGAGGGUCAACCAGAAAAAAGCACUUAAGCCUUGGUGACUGUUCCACUGUGAAUCCCCUUAAAGACGAAACACUUAAGACACGGACAACACACGUCUUUUGUUUUUCAGAGUUCAGGCUCCACAGGCCUCUCUUCCAGUCUCAGUGCAGGGUGAAGCUGCUCUGCCUGCUGUACACAGUGCUGAUAGUGAAGAGUCUGGUGUACUGCUGUGGACUCUCUCUGCUGAUGAUCCUCACAAACAAGGGACCGUCCACCAACUGCACACAUGCUGACUGACUGUUUU
Oreochromis niloticus (Nile tilapia) is the source of this 493-nucleotide messenger RNA. RefSeq lists its product as uncharacterized. The record is from RefSeq and is a predicted model, not a curated record. Lineage: Eukaryota; Metazoa; Chordata; Actinopteri; Cichliformes; Cichlidae. The transcript has a single exon. The coding region runs from base 1 to 486 and encodes 161 amino acids.